AUGCAAAAUGAUGGCGAAAAUAUUCACCCCCGAAGUCGUGAAGGACCCAUGCACAAUGGGUUGUCCGAUGAUCCCUACCUCCUUUCCGGGGACGAAGUUGUACGCCAAUUAUCUACCGACCCGGACAACGGGCUCUCUGAUGCAGAAGCUGCGACCAGAAUGACCAAAUUCGGGCUCAAUGAGCUCGAUACUGGUGCUGGCGUGAGCGUGGUUCGGAUUUUAUUACGACAGUUGUUCAAUGCAAUGGGUUUGGUGUGUUCCUCCACCACAUGAACUUUUUCCCAAUGGUUACUAUGCGAGGGGAGAGCUUUACUUACUCAUUUUGGCCCUAGGUUCUCAUAAUGGCUAUGGUUGUUUCCUUUGCUAUUCAAUCUUGGAUCGAGGCGGCCGUUAUUACUGCUGUUGUUAUCGUCAAUAUCGUUGUCGGCUUUUUGCAAGAAUAUAGUGCAGAGAAGACCAUGGAUUCGCUAAGGUCCCUAUCCUCGCCCACUGCAUCCGUUAUUCGCUCUGGCCAAUCCAAGACGGUUCGCUCGGUGGACAUUGUGCCCGGGGACGUUAUCGAAGUCAAAACAGGGGAUACCAUUCCCGCAGACGUCAGGCUCGUAGAGGCGAUGAAUAUGUCUUACCAUCUCCUAUUGGAUAAAAAGGUUUCUAGGCUAACUUCCUUUGCACAUUUUGAGACAGAUGAAGCACUUUUGACUGGAGAGUCAUUGCCGGUUGCUAAAGAUGCCAAUGCUACUUUCAAAGCGGGGCAGGAUACCGGGGUUGGCGACCGUAUCAAUAUGGCUUACUCGAGCUCUACUGUCUCCAAGGGCCGUGCCAAAGCGGUGGUUGUAACGACUGCUAUGCAAACUGAGAUUGGGAAAAUCGCUCAAUCCCUGCGCGGUGAUAAAUCGAGGGUUCGAAAGGUGCGCCGCGAUGAGGAGGGAAAUGCCGGGCUUCAUCGGUACCUACAGGCCUGUGCCCUAACAGUUAUGGACCAUGUCGGAAAAUUUCUGGGCGUUUCUGUGGGGACUCCUCUACAAAGAAAGCUUAGUUGGUUGGCCAUAUUCCUGUUUCUUAUCGCUGUCCUCUUCGCCAUAAUAUGCCUGGCGGCAAAUGGUUUCAGCGAUCGUCAGGAGGUCAUUCUCUAUGCUGUUGCGUAA
Tuber aestivum (summer truffle) is the source of this 1145-nucleotide messenger RNA. The record is from the annotation of a GenBank genome assembly. Lineage: Eukaryota; Fungi; Ascomycota; Pezizomycetes; Pezizales; Tuberaceae.